AUGCAAUCAGAAAUGUCGGCUGAGAAUCUAACAGCUCCUUCCGCAGGUGGCAAGGACGCUGUUGAAAAUGGGAAUGGUAUCAAGCUCGAAGGCUCACCAACAAUUGAGCAAGAGCCACAGAUCCAUUCUAAUGGACAUGACAUGGCCGGAUCAGAUUUUUUGGCAGAGCCAGAGCAUGAGUCACAAUCGCGCGGACAAGUACUACCCAAACAACCGGAACUCAAGGUACAGCGCCACAGAAUCAAUGGGUACGUAGGGUUCGCGAAUUUGCCCAAGCAAUGGCACAGAAAGUCAAUCAGGCGCGGGUUCAGUCUGAACUUGUUGUGUGUAGGUCAAAGAGGUCUCGGAAAAUCGACCCUUAUCAACACGCUGUUCAACCAGUCGCUUUAUGAUCUGACUUCAACCGCAGUAGAUGGGCUGGCUACACUGAAGCUGGAAGAGACGGCCCAAAAUUCGCCGGACGGAGGCGAGGAGCCCUUGUCCCAGCAGGGCGAGCAAGACGAACAUGGAAAAACCGGUGUCAGCAUUAAGACGCUUUCAACUAAAAUUGAGGAGAACGGAGUGGCUCUUACGUUGAACGUUGUUGACGCGCCGGGAUUUGGUGACGCUAUCGACAACACCGACGCCUGGAAGCCAAUUGUGCGCGAGAUCGAUCACCGUUUCGACCAAUACCUGGACGCAGAGAAUAGACUGGACCGUGCUGUUAUUCGGGAUGAUAGAAUUCAUGCGUGCUUGUACUUCAUCGAGCCCACUGGCCAUUCGCUUACGGCUUUGGACCUUGAAUUUUGCAAGGCAGUUCACCAAAAAUGUAACCUCAUCCCAGUCAUUGCUAAAUCCGAUAUUCUCACUGAUGAGGAGAUCGAGAAGUUCAAGCUCACGAUCAGGGGCCAGUUCGAAGAAGAGGGAAUCACUUUGUUUGAGCCUCCACAAUAUGCACUAGACGAUAAGGAGGCUAUGGCACGCUCUACAGACCUGCACGCCAGAAUGCCAUUUGCGAUUGUCGGUUCCACGGCCGUGGUAGCCACCUCAGACGGAAGAAAUGUGAGAGGGCGUGCUUAUCCAUGGGGUGUUAUCGAGGUCGACAAUGAAGCCCAUUCUGAUUUCGUUCAUUUGCGCGAUUUGCUUGUUAAAGUUUACUUGAUGGAGUUGCGUGAAAAGACCGAGAAAGUGCUUUACGAGAAAUACAGAUCUGAGAAACUGAAUCUGUUAAACAUCAAGCAGGACAACUCCGUUUUCAAAGAGUACGACCCUGAACUCAAACAAAAGGAGGAAAAACAACUACACGAAGCAAAACUCGCAAAACUAGAGACGGAGAUGAAGGCCGUGUUUCAACAAAAAGUGAACGAGAAAGAGAAGAAGCUCCAGAAAUCUGAGGCCGAAUUAUUUGCAAGGCACAAGGAGAUGAAGGAGAAACUCACCAAACAGCUCAAGGCCCUGGAGGACAAAAAGCAUCAAUUGGAAAUGUCUUUGGCCAAUCAGUCUGCAAACUCUCCUGUGCAGACUAAAAAAAAGGGCUUUUUACGUUAA
This is a messenger RNA of Lachancea dasiensis, 1527 nucleotides long. The record is from the annotation of a GenBank genome assembly. Lineage: Eukaryota; Fungi; Ascomycota; Saccharomycetes; Saccharomycetales; Saccharomycetaceae.